GCUUUGCCCUGCAGUAACCUCCUCCAUCUCUGCGCAUCAGGUUUGCAGCAUCCUGAUUUAGCAUGUCUCAUUUCUGCUCUGCUCAUCGAACUAACUUUUAACCACGCUGGGCAUUAAAACGCGGAUGAAGGAAGACACAGCUAUGCUUCGUGGUGUUGUGGAGCACCGACAGUGUUGCUGAGUGAGCAGAGACAUUUUUCAGCCCAUGAUGCAUUCAACCGCCGAGCUCAGGUAGCUGACAAUUACAGCAGCGACGGAACUACAUAUACCAGCUAAGCUAACAUGGUUCAUGUUUGACAAGAGGUGGCCAUGGAUGCCUUCAGCCAGCUGAUCUUGCUCAUCGCCACACUCAGUUUUUUCACCUUCCAGUGGCUCUUCCACAGCUUGAGUCCCUGGUUGUCUUGCAGGAUCAGCCCAGGCUUCCUGAAACUCAGCCACAAGCAGCAAAUUGAGUGGAACUCAAGGACAGUGUCCACAUUCCAUGCCAUAUUAGUCGGGCUCUUUUGCCUCUACAUCCUUUUCUUCGAUGAAGCCAUCAAUCAGGACCCUGUGUGGGGAGAUCCAACAUUGGUGAAGAUAAACGUGGGAAUAACAACAGGCUACCUCAUAUCUGAUCUGCUGCUCAUAUUUUACUAUUGGAGGGCGAUAGGGGACAAGUUUUUUGUAGUUCACCACCUGGCCGCAUUGUAUGCUUACUACUUUGUACUGGGUCAAGGAAUGUUGCCUUAUUUUGCUAACUUCCGUCUGCUUGCGGAGUUUUCCACCCCAUGUGUGAACCAGCGCUGGUUCUUUGAAGUGUUAGGUUACCCUAAAUCCUCCAGACUCAACAUUGCCAAUGGUGUGCUCAUGGCGGCUGUGUUUUUCAUGGUGCGCAUCGCAGUCAUGCCUGUUUACUACGGCCGUAUGUACUCUGUAUAUGGCACGGAGGCCUUCUAUUGGGUGUCGUUCGGUGGCCGCUGCGCCUGGAUCUUUUCCAGCUUCUGUUUGGACAUCAUGAACAUCAUGUGGAUGCAUAAGAUUGCUUGUGGCUGCUAUAAGGUUCUGCGCUCCAGCCAACAUGUAAAGUUCCAAACCCAAGAAAAUGGAAAAAUAAACUAAUCAUGGAGGAAUGUUCAUUCUGUAGUGGGGGAAUUUGAGGAAGACACCCAGUGCACUCUGUUGUUUUAGAAGUGACAGACUGUGAGACAGCCAGCAGCAGCUGUGCAGUUAGACUGAUUUACUUGGUUCGAAGCUGGUCAUGGGAGAAACCACCCCAGAGCAAUACAGUACGUGAUUAACGUUUUCCGUGAUGCUUGUGCUGCAAGCAGACCACUCGUGAUGGAUUAAGAUGGCAGCUGAUGUCUCCUCAUUCCAUCUACUUCAGUGGUUUAGGCCCAACGUACGAAAAAUGGUCAGCUCCAAAAGCACUGGAAUUUUUAUUUUCAUUAUGUUUGAGCUGUUUAUAUUUUUAUUGCCUGAAAGUGAGGCUUUUAUUUUAAAAUGAUAAACUGAACAAAGACUUAUUAGGACAGAAUGUGUCACAUCCUUCUAAUUUAUUCAUCAAAGUCACUGCCAUCUAUAAACUCGAACGGCCACCGUGUUUACUCUGAAGUUACACUUCAUGCACUAACUGUGAAGGAUCUUACGCUCUCACCUUCACUACCUUACACCAGGACUCACCCCACGAUCACAGACCACAUCUGAACAAGACGACAUCUUUACGCCAAGGAUGCUGGGAAGGUGCACGGAAUUUUUAAAUUUACAUAAAGAUUUUAUACCGAUAUUGCUGGGAUUGAGAAGAGUAGUGCACUGUCUUUGUGUGAUGAGGGACACACUUCUGUCUUUUGCUUUUUGGAUAAUUAUGCUGGAAUGGACAUCUUCACCUAGAUUUGGUUUAGAGUUAUGAUGUUAUAAUGAACAUAAUUGAACAGUUUCUCACUCGGUUUCUCUGCAAGACAGUUUUGAUUUUGAAACUGGGAUUUUCUGGGAAACGGUUUACACAAUCACUUGAAAUUCUCCACAGUACGACUUCAUAUGUACGAGGGAUAAGCGCAUGCUACAGCAUGGUUCUCUGUUUUGCAUUGUUGAUAGGAAUAUUAAUGGACAUGCACAAGUACUCAUUUUAGUUUCAUGUACAGUGACAAUGGAAUAUAAUAUUUUGUAAAAGGCUUUGGUCAUGAACAUUACCUUAUGGCUUAUGUUCCUUAUGUGCUCUCACUAAAGCAAUGGUAAUUGGAUGUUCACCAUCUUUUUUUUUCUGCAUAAUGCCUUAUUUAUUUGAACCAGAACUGAAUCAGCAUGUACAUGUAUAUUUAUUCUUUUAAAUGAAUUGUAUUAUGUAUGGAAAAAGGGUGUUUGUGAUGUAUCUUAAUAGAUAUAUACAGAAUAACAACGGCAACACAGACUUAUUAAAAUCAGCUUGAGAUGCAUCGUCACUUUAUGUGGAAUUUUAAUGUAGGAUAUUCAUACACAGUCUUGAAUCUGAUUGAACAUGUACUUACAAUGAUAAUAUUACUGGAUGCCACACAUUAUUUUAAUAUUAUAAAUUUUAAAAGUAUUUAUGUAAGUAUGUGCGUUAGAUGACAUGAGAUAUAGAGGAAUUAUUUGCUCUUUACAAUUAAAAGUUCUAUUUUUAUCAAAUAAAUUACUUGAAUCCUUGCUCUACCUUAUGAUGAAUAGUAGUCAGUGCAGAUUCUUUUCAUUACUGUACUUACAAGACAAGGCCAGUCAUAAUCUUUUGCAUUUGCUUGUUUUGCAGACAUUUUGUUCUAGAUGCCUUUUUUAUUUUUAAGAAAUGUUUUUUUUUGCCAUAUUCAGUACUUUUCUGAUGCCAUUCUAUGUUUUGGAUUGGAUUGAGCUUGCAUGUCUUUACUUCUCUUUUGGUCAUAUUCUUGCCUUAGGUCUCAUUUAUGAAAGAUGAAUUGAAAGUUUGUUAUUAUUUUAUUUCUGCUGUUUAGUGUAGAUUCAGUUACACCAGCAUAAGAUAUGUCUUAAUAUGGUUAUAAAACUUUGCCCAAAUACCAUGUUACAGAUUCCUUCUAACAUUUCACUUGUACCAAAUAAAAUAUAAAUGCGAAAUGUUUUCAUACUAGAUGUAAAUACAUUCCAUUUAUGUAACACAUUAAUGUAAUGCAUAAAUGCAUUUCUAUAAACCUUCAGUGUGAGAACUAAACCUCACAGUGAUGGCUGUAAACUCAGUGAAUGUCUUUACCCCACGCUGGUAAUGUUAAUUUCAUAUUCAUUAGAAAGAAUAUACCUUAGUGUAAACUCAUUUGGAUCUUUAGGUUAAUGUAAGUAAUUUGAUUCGAAAACCCUUAUGUUUGUCUAUACUGCUUUUGUAUCAAGCUACACAGAGCAAAUAGCCUCACUGUGUGCUGAUAUGUCCGGAUGCCUCUGGGUGAUUGAGUUGUAUGAAGCAGGACCAAGAAUGUUGCUUACAUGUCAUUGAUUUUUAUAUAUAGUCAUCUAUCUUCUUUUUUUCCCCUCUGACCUAAUGACCCAAUUUGCUCAAUAAAGCAAUAUGUUCAUUUGGAUUUUGUGUAAUGUAGCCUCCCAUGAUUAUCAUGAUGAUCAGUGUCAGCAGCACCUUCACUAAUUGUACUUUGUAUCAAAUACGUUAGUUCCAUUAAAGCAAUAAUUCAUGGAAAAUUCA
Messenger RNA from Ictalurus punctatus (channel catfish), 3631 nucleotides. RefSeq names its product TLC domain containing 4a (gene tlcd4a). Bases 310 to 1098 code for a protein of 262 amino acids. The record is from RefSeq and is a predicted model, not a curated record. Lineage: Eukaryota; Metazoa; Chordata; Actinopteri; Siluriformes; Ictaluridae. Gene Ontology annotation, biological process: lipid homeostasis. Gene Ontology annotation, cellular component: endoplasmic reticulum; membrane. The transcript has 7 exons.